AUGAUUUUGCAAAAAGAUCGAAACGAAUGCCGCUCAUCGACUCCCCCAUGUGCAUGGGGACGAGAAGUGUGCGUGAAUACGAUUGGAGGAUAUCUUUGUCAGCCACUGAGACCCUUAUCUAGACGUCCCUAUAUUCGCGAAAGACCUAGAGUAGCGAGGAAGUUUGAGGACAAUAGAAGAUCAGCAACAAAAAGGUCACAAACCUUCAUUCCAUUACCAACUGCUCCUGCGGUAGAUGGACCUCUUCCGCAGAACUGUCCAGCCGGGUAUGAGUCACGAAGAGGGCAAUGCCUAGACAUUGAUGAAUGUCUUCUUCUGGCUGACGAUUGCCUCGAAUCCCAACGCUGUCUCAAUUUGCCCGGUUCUUUUAAGUGUAUCAGGACACUCUCGUGUGGAACCGGAUACGCUAUGGACUCAGAAACCGAGGAGUGCAUUGAUGUCGACGAAUGCAAUCUUGGUGCUCACGAUUGUGGGCCUCUGUAUCAGUGUAGGAACACACAGGGUAGUUACAGGUAUGAAUAAUG
This is a messenger RNA of Strongylus vulgaris, 524 nucleotides long. The record is from the annotation of a GenBank genome assembly. Lineage: Eukaryota; Metazoa; Nematoda; Chromadorea; Rhabditida; Strongylidae.